CAAAUUUCGCAACAUGUUUACAAAGUUUUGACGCCUGAAAAUAAGACUCGUGUCGAAUUUUUACCAUGUUUAAUAGUCUUCUGCUGCUGCUGCUUUGCUUUGUCAGUCAUUGUGGUAACUCCGCUGUACUUGUGACAGGGGAAAAGGGAGGCAAUGUCACCCUACCAUGUGAAUUUGAGGCCAGACAGAUUUCUGUUAUUGUUUUAAGUAGGGGGUCAAAAAAGAUACUUGUUUGUGGGAGUGAAGGAUGUGACAGUGAAAACAGCCGAGUAUUUAAAGAAGGAGCAUGUGACAUUGUUAUCAAGGAUCUGAGACUGAGUGAUGCUGGGAAAUACAUUUUGAAUGUCUAUCACAAUAAUGAUCAGCUGGAGCGCCAAACGAAGUAUCUUCAUAUUCAGGAUGAGAUUUCUGUGAAAACAGGUGACCAGCUGAAGUUGCCUGUUCUGUUGGCCAGUGCUGAUAAAGUGGAGACAAACUCCAGUGGAGAGUGGAAGGAGGUGUGGAGGAGAGGUCACAGGGUUCAGAGUGAUCGAAUGACUGACACUGAUGGGAACCUGACCAUUAAUGAGUUUAUGGACAGUGAUGCAGGAACAUACAGAGUUCUGGACUCUGAAGAAGAAGUCUUGAUCACAGUAACAGUCACAGUGGGAGAACGCAAAGCUUCCCCCCAUUCUGCUCAAAAACAUUGGAGUUGGUUAGAGAAAUUUCUUUUUGGUUAUGUGAUUUCAAUUUUUUGUGCAUAUAUAGUGAUUGUAGUAAUUCAGUUUGUGCUUAUGGCUGCUGGGAUUAUCUGAUGUCUGCAUGACUGCAUAUCUGAUGUCUGCAUGACAAGAUGUUACUUGUAAUUUUCACAGGAUUCUGUCAGCAUAUUUCUCCAUGCAUAUCCAUCAGUGGUGGGCAGUAACAAAGUAGUUGUACUUCGUUACUCUACUGAAGUACAUUUUUUCAAGUAUCUGUACUUUUUUGGAGUAGUUUUAUUUUGAGUAACUUUCACUUUUACUUCACUAUA
Messenger RNA from Labeo rohita (rohu), 1009 nucleotides. RefSeq lists its product as uncharacterized. The transcript is spliced from 6 exons. Bases 66 to 794 code for a protein of 242 amino acids. The record is from RefSeq and is a predicted model, not a curated record. NCBI's taxonomy places the organism in Eukaryota, Metazoa, Chordata, Actinopteri, Cypriniformes, Cyprinidae.